Messenger RNA from Closterium sp. Yama58-4, 423 nucleotides. The record is from the annotation of a GenBank genome assembly. Lineage: Eukaryota; Viridiplantae; Streptophyta; Zygnematophyceae; Desmidiales; Closteriaceae.
AUGGUUGGGCGAGACUGGGUGGACGGUAGCCGAAACAGUAGAGGGGGGGAUGAAAUUGACGACCUGGAUAACGCGGUGGGAAAUGGAGUAGUGAUCAUCCGAGAUCAUGAACCAGUCUCCCGGGGAGGCAGAGGUGGAGUGAGGGGAUCGGAGUCCGGCCCACCAGGGGGGCUUGAUGGCCUCAAUGAGAUCCGGGAGGAGGCGAGUGGCGUCGUCGUGGAAUUCCUCCGGAAGUUGGGAGCAGAACUCCUGAGCCGAGAUGGGCCAGACGUCAAAGUUUGUAAUUCGGACAAUGUGUCCAAUGCGGAGUUGUCGUAUAAGCAGGAAGCGCUCGUGUUGGCGGGUGCCGAAAGGUCGCUCGUCGGGCUUGAGGAGCAGCCGGUUAAAGGCGAGGGGUUCGGUGAGGAUGCAUUGCAUUCGUAA